CCUCCGAUCUCCCUUAUAUUUCCACUUUUCCUUCUGCUAAGCUAUCGCAGCUCACUCAAGUGACUGAGAGACCGAGGGGAAGCAAAGAGAAAAGAUGUGGAGCUCUAAAUCAUUGGCGGUGGCUCUGCUAUGGAGCGUGGUGCUAUUCGGAACCCUAGCUCUCAGCCAGGCGAAGAAAUCCGACGAGAAUUUGAAGGAGAUCACCAAUAAAGUUUAUUUUGACAUAGAGAUCAACGGAAAGCCCGCCGGCCGAAUUGUCAUGGGUCUCUUCGGCAAGGCUGUUCCUAAAACUGUAGAGAAUUUUAGAGCUUUGUGCACAGGUGAAAAAGGUAUCGGGAAGAGUGGGAAGCCUCUGACCUACAAAGGCAGCUCAUUCCACAGGAUUAUUCCUAGUUUCAUGAUCCAAGGAGGUGACUUUACCCAUGGCGAUGGAAGAGGUGGAGAAUCUAUUUACGGGGAGAAGUUUGCUGACGAGAACUUUAAGUUGAAGCACACUGGCCCUGGUCUUCUGUCAAUGGCGAAUGCUGGUAAAGACACCAAUGGCUCACAAUUCUUCAUCACCACUGUCACAACUAGCUGGCUGGAUGGCAGGCAUGUUGUAUUCGGGAAAGUGAUAUCUGGAAUGGAUGUGGUGUACAAGAUUGAAGCUGAAGGAAGGCAAGAUGGUACACCCAAGGCCAAGGUUGUGAUUGCAGACAGCGGUGAACUGCCUCUAUAAGUGCCUCGGUUUUGCCUUUUGCUGUUCUAGGUGCCCCCACAGUUGUCAGUGCUUUAGACUCUCAUAAGCUUGCUCUCAACUCUUGUACACCUGAGGCGUUGUGGGAGAUGUAGCCUGAACCUUUGAUAAUCCUUUUGUAGUGCUGUCGUUAAUGCUAGAUGUUCGCAGAACAGAACAAUCCUUCAUCAUAUGCAAGUUGAAUGUUCUUAGUCCAAGGUUUAAAGAUGAUUUGGGUUUGGCUUUAUUAGUGACAACUUUGUCUUCUGUGCUUCCCCGAGAGUUUGAGAUCAGAAUUUCGGCUAAAUGACAUAUUGUCAAAAACUCUUCCGG
Messenger RNA from Linum tenue, 1048 nucleotides. Lineage: Eukaryota; Viridiplantae; Streptophyta; Magnoliopsida; Malpighiales; Linaceae. The record is from the annotation of a GenBank genome assembly.